GACCUUGCGCUGUGCGCAAUGUGGCGUGCGUGCGUGUGUUCAUCGGGCGUCUGUUUCGCUGCAUAAGCAAGUCACUUGAAGCCAAGAGAUGCAUAUGUAGAUGUGCAGUCAUCCUUUGGAUCAUCAUUUGACCUGCCAUUAAGCAAGUAAAUAAUAAUUCAAUGGAGUAUUUCCUAUAGAAUAAAUAUAAAGAUAAUCAGUUCCAGGCAAGCACAGGAAUGUACACCCAGCUAAAUACACAAAGAAGACUGCAGAAGUUGUCAUCUGAUGCCCUUUGACUGGAAGAACAACAUCUGUGCUCUGACGUCCGAGGGGAGAUGGAGGUCGACCGCCGACAGGAGCCGGCCGGACCGACAGCGGAGCGACACGGCGAGCGCGCGCCGGCUGGCAAGGCGCCGCCGGCUGCCACGUUCGGCUUCACGCCGGCCCAGCAGAUCAUGUUCCAGAGCAGCAGCAUGAACGGCCACCAGGUGGUGAUGGUGACCCCGGAGGUGGCGCGCAGUCUGGGCAUCGUGGCGCCAUCCGGCGCCCGCUCGGGAAGUGAAGCUUCCAUUCAGAUCCAGCAGGACACGGGCGACGUCAGCGUCAGCGUCAUGGACACCGAGGAUGACGGGAUGAUCGACCCGGACCAGUUCCUAGCCAUGGAGCUGGCGUCUGGCAAGGCCGAGGCCGUGGUGGACGAGGACCUGACCUCGCUCUCCUGGCUGCACAGUCGCAACCUACUCCGAGCGGCGGACGUGCGGCUGAAGCCGGGCCCGAUGGCGUCGGCGCCGCUCCUGGUGGAGGAGACGGCCGGCGGCGGCGCGCUCGGCGCCGAGUCGCCCACCUCCGACUACCGGGACGACUCGCCGGACGCCGGCGAGCUGUGCGCCUCGCCGCCAGCGGCCGGGGCGCCGCCGGCCGCGCGCGACGGCGCUCGCGCCAAGCGGCACCCGCCGCACCUACCGUACGACCCGAAGGUGCACGUGCACUUCAAGCCACCCUUCUCGUUUUCCUGCCUGAUCUUCAUGUCGAUCGAGGAUUCGCCGAACAAGGCGCUGCCCGUCAAGGAGAUCUACGGCUGGAUCAUGGAGCACUUCCCGUUCUACCGGGCGGCGCCCGUCGGCUGGAAGAACUCGGUCCGACACAACCUGUCGCUUAAUAAAUGCUUCAAGAAGAUUGAAAAGGCUCCGAGCGUGGGCAAGGGCUCGCUGUGGACGGUGGACGCACUGUUCCGGCCGAACCUGAUCCAGGCGCUGAAGCGGUCGCCGUGCGUGCAGUCGGGCCGGUCGCCGGCGAGGCCGUGGUCGGCGGCGGCUGCCGCGCUCGGCGCCGAGCCGACGCCAGGCCGAGGCAGGGGCAGAGGAGCUAAGCGUGGGGCGCCCGUGCCGGCGCGACGGCGCGACGGCGAGAAUCUGCCCAACCCGGACCUGUUCCCCUUCCUGUCGCGCCGUCUGUUGACCGGCCCGGAAGACGUUGGUUCGAGCGACGACCGACAGGGCGGCGCUGAGGUUGAGGAUGCGGCCGAUGGUGACCAGGAGGGCCUGAUUAUCGUGCAGGAGGCGCCACCGUCGCCAAAGCAGGCGAGACACCUGCGGCGCGCUCGAGAGGGUGAUCACGACUACGGCUCGACGGAGGUGCACGGCGGCGGCGGCGGCGGCGGCGACACCGCGCGCCAUCCGCGUCUGCUGGUUAUCAGCCGGUGUCCGGAGGAGGAGCACACGUACGCGCUGGACCCGCUGCGCCGCCGCUCGCCGCGUCCGCUCAGCGACGACGAGGCCUUCUCGGACGACUCGAACCUCUCGCACGAGCCCAGCGGCCGCCUGGUCGGCCUCAGCCCGGAGGAGGUCGGCAUGCGCUUCGUGGAGGAGGGCGCACCCCUCUCCUGGGGCGGCUGCUUCAUGUCAGCGGCGGUGACACCACCUACAUGGGGGAUACUGGCGCGCAGCCUGCAGGGACUGCAGCUCGGCGCCAACCACCUGGCCCGGCUCUGGGACGAGUUUCCCGAGCUGACCUCGCCGCCAUCUGCCAGAGCUCCAGUCCAACAUGGAGCCACACAUUUCAUUGAGACCAGGGGGCCGCCCAAGGUGGCACGAGCGCGCCGACUGGCGCGCCUCGCUGCCUCGCCGCUGCCAAAGCCGGGGUGA
Molecule: messenger RNA, 2126 nt
Organism: Pollicipes pollicipes
Lineage: Eukaryota; Metazoa; Arthropoda; Thecostraca; Pollicipedomorpha; Pollicipedidae
Exons: 15
Coding region: 318-2126 (602 amino acids)
Biological process (GO): regulation of DNA-templated transcription
Cellular component (GO): nucleus
Molecular function (GO): DNA-binding transcription factor activity; cis-regulatory region sequence-specific DNA binding
Source: RefSeq, a predicted model, not a curated record